Molecule: messenger RNA, 2107 nt
Organism: Pseudogymnoascus verrucosus
Lineage: Eukaryota; Fungi; Ascomycota; Leotiomycetes; Thelebolales; Thelebolaceae
Exons: 2
Coding region: 835-1959 (374 amino acids)
Source: RefSeq, a predicted model, not a curated record
AAGCCGUGUUCUUCAUGUUGCAGCGUUGCAGCAAUGCGGGGAUGCCCUGAAACUGCAUAUGCAGUGGUGGCUUCAAGAAACGUGCUGUCUGAGGCGUUAGCACAUGGCACGCUGAGACAUGCGGUGCCCAAGACUAUCGGUGCCCACACUAAGGCGACAAGGGAUUGCCAAGUCUUGGUGUGCUGACGACUCUCGAUCUACGCUGAGGUGGGAACGCAUGGGAUUGCAGGGAUUGCUAAGACUUCGAAGAGCGGAGAUCACCCCAUUCAGAUGGGAUUGCAUGGGCUUGCCAGGUCCAGAUGUAUCCAAGGCCCUAAGACCCUAAGAGUGGCUAUUAGUGGCUGUCAACAUACGGCACCACCCCCAGUCAAACAAGAUAUCACACAAUCCAUCACAUACCCCUUUCCACUAACAAUGGUUUCCUGCAAGCACUGCUUUCCCCUCCACAGAACCCACCCGCCCUUGCGGUCUAGCAUUUCCCGAGUGGUAGGUGCAACAGCGCUCGGUUCUGUUAAAUCACAAAAAGUAAAUCACGGGUUGCUUUGCGGGGGCGUUAGCUUAGAGCGGGAUGACCGCCAAGUGUGGCGUCCAAUAUGGCUCUGGGCAGUUCGCAAAACAAUCUUAUACACAAUGGUCGUCAGUGCCUUCAGAAAUACGUGCAGAUGACGCUGUCCUCGUACUUUUUGCAGUUGGAGAUGGUUGUGCAUCUGCUGGUUCAAAUCAUAACCCAUCACUAUUAACACUGAUAUUUGGCAGCAAUCUUGUCAAACUCUUCUACAGCCUCGCCGGCUCAACAUUCGUUACCCUGUUUUAUUGCUUCAGUAACUUGCCGCAAUGUCAGCGAACAAUGGCCUCACAGGCGCGCUGGAGACGACGACACUGCCCAUUGCGAUGACCAUCAGCGCCUUUACUGCGAUAGCAUGGUAUUUAGUCAUCGACCUCAACGUUGUCAUUUGGAUGACCUUCAAAAGGCGCCACGGGCUCUACUUUUACAGUCUGCUCUGCGCGUCGUGGGGGAUUGCAUUAUUCGCUCUGGCAUUUCUCAUGAAGUUUUUCAAUAUCUGGGAAAAUCCUUAUAUCUCAUGUACCUUUAUUACCAUUGGGUGGUAUGCUAUGGUUACAGGCCAGUCACUCGUUUUAUAUUCUCGACUCCAUCUCGUCGUUCACGAUAAGCGCAAUAUCCGAUGGGUCCUCUAUAUGAUUAUCACCAGCGUUGUCUUAUUUCACUUUCCUACAACGGUCAUGACUUUCGGGGCAAAUUCAGACAAGGCAGAUCUCUUUGCCACUCCAUACUCGAUCAUGGAGAAGAUUCAAGUCACAGCCUUCUGCAUACAGGAAUUUAUCAUCUCAGGCCUCUAUAUCUACGCAACACGACAGAUCCUCAAGCCAGGAGGAACCUUCCAGAAGAAGCGCACACGCCAGGUCAUGAUGCACUUAAUCUACGUCAACGUUAUUGUCAUGUUGAUGGACAUUACACUCCUCGGUACCGAGUACGCUAACCUUUACGAAAUCCAAAUAACAUUCAAAAGCGCUCUCUACAGCGUCAAAUUACGACUCGAAUUCGCUGUUCUCAACCAGCUGAGAUCACUCGUGUUCCCAGGCGAUGGCUCCGGCGGCAAUCAAAGCAGCUCGAAUCAUAACCAUCAGUCUAGACCAAGAGAGGGGACAGCCCUCCGUACACUCCAGGGCCAGGGCCACCAGGCAGAUGAAGCAGCACAGUCAAACAAUUAUACGUGCUUUGCAAGUAGCAACAAACCGUCGCCGCUUUCUCGCCGUGGUGAGGAUGAUACUCGAGUGAUAAUUGCGACUGAGGUUGUGGUGAAGACUGAAGAUGCUUCCAAGACAAAUCAGGGGGCUGGGACGAGGACGGAUAUCGUUGCGAAUGGCAGAACGAGCAGGCAGAAUGGGAAGCUUUCUCCAAGUUCAUCAGAGGUGGAGUUCGCAAACGCUGGUUAUUGACCGUCAUGUAAUAAUAAGGGAGCUCGUUGAGAUUGUAUUCUAAUAAGCUAUAUUAAUGAGCAGAUUAACAAGUUUGUUGCUAGGAGAAGCAACAUACGUAGUUUGCAGGAUAGGAUUGAUGAAUAUUAGGGAUUUCAAGGCUAGCGGU